AUGUUUGCAGCUUUACAGUAUCACUCAACAGACUACUUAUAUGAGAGCACAGCAAGACAGAAGUUUUCCAUCUGGAGAUUAUCACUUUGCUUUCCUCCCUGUUUAUAUCAAGAUGAAAAAUAUCACCUCACAGGACUCUUCACCGAUGAUAAAUAUAGGAAGCCAUGGACUAGAGUUACUUCAACACAGAACAUGGUCACUAUUUCAGUAUUGGAUCAGUGGAAGAAAAGCUUACCUGUGGAGGAUUUCCUGGAAAAGAGACCUAUCUCUUCUGUAGAGCUCCAAAUUGGAAAUGAAUUAAUGGAAGUUAUUCCAAGUUCAAAUCCCUGCUCUCAGACUGACAUAGAAGAACCCCUUUUACUUAUGAAUAAAGUUUUUAAGGAAGAAUCCACUCAAGAAAAAUAUUUGAAGAUUUACCAUGUCACUGAAUUUAAAGAACCAUGGCAAGAUUUAUAUUUGGAAGAGGAAUUUUCUUUUAUUGAUAAUCUUGAAAAUUUUCGUAAAAACCUACCAACUUUAUCUGUACUUCUGAGCAGACUACAGUUUUUUUUAGUGAAAGAUCCCUUUUUAGAUUCUGAAGGACAGAUUUUAACAGAAGAGAACAUUUUCAGAGAAUGUUUGAUUUUCCAAAAUGAAAUGAAGAUGGAAGAGAGUAAAAAUGAAUUGCAGGAGAUUAAAGAGAACUUCUGUACCAUACCUAUAAAAGAGGAAGAGUAUUUCAUGUUGCCCAUUGAGUUAGAAUUCAACAAACUCAGCAAUGGCAGAUCUGAUUCUGCUAAGAUUCCAUCAUACUUGGAACUGAAAGAGUUGUUAAAUUUAGCCUCAGACACUAUGGCUGAUGAAGAUCUCUGCAAAGAAGUGAUCAAAGAACAUCUCAAAGCAGAAAUUGCACACCAAGUAGAAAUUUCCAAGUACUGUCCUAUUCCACAAGAGGUUUGCUCCAGUAACAGCACAAGUAUGCUGGAAUUCUGUGAGUCAGCUGAAUAUAUUCCAUAUUUGAAAGAUGAAAUGGAAGUGCCUUUAACUCCUCCAUGCAGACAACAAAGUUCAUGGUUUAAUUUUCUGUGCAGAGGACUUCAGGAAGAACUUCUUCCUCUCUCUGGUAACAGUAUUUUGGUUACAGGGCCCUCUAGGGAAUACUUAGAAUCUUUGGUAUGGCAGUCAGAGAAGUAUCGGGAUAAUAUGAGCUCUCUUUUGCUUGUCGAGCAUCAAGCUGUUAACCUUGUGCCUCAGCAUCAUUCACUGACAGAACUGCAGGAAAUGCUACCAGUUGAGAUAGAAGCACCAAUGCUUAGCUCACUAGAGAAGGGCUGGUGGCUUCAUCUGGGUUUAAAUCUAGCAGCCACAGAAAUUUUGGAGCAAUUACAUAUGGAUGACAGUAAUGCAAACAGUUUGAUUCCUACAGAAAUAGAAAAAUUCACACGAUUUACAUCAUAUCAGCUGGAAAAAUGGCUUGAAGAGAAUUCUGUGACAAACCAAGAGCUGCUUUCUGAUGAAAGACAUCAGCUGGACAAAGUAGUAAAUCCUGACUUGUCACUGCAGACUCAAAGGCAGUACUUUGGCCUGCCUAUGAGUGAUGCGUCAUCUCCCAAAAUUCACAGCACAAAUACAUCUGGGGGAGAGGUUACUGGAGGGAUCAACAGGAAAAUAAAGGCAGAAGAGGCAAUUUGUUUCUUAAACCAAGAAAAGAAAACUACCAAACCACCUGAAUCAGUCAGCUGUAAAGAUGUAUCCUCUAAAGUAGACAGCUCAUGCUGUAGUGAAAAGCCUAGGUCACUUGCACUGGCUACAAAAUGGGACAACGAUGAUUCUGAUCUGAACAACUUUAUCAUGAUGAGAUCCAAACAUACACUGAGACAAACAGAGGAAAAAAAUUAUAUAGACAGACCUGAAAAGGUGCUACAAUCUGAAGAAAAACAUAUGCGUGUUCACAAAGAGGAUGAUUCUGUUUGUGAAAUUGUAAAAACAGAGGAAAAAACCCAAGAGAAUGAAGAUGGUAUCACGGUCAAUAUUCAAGCAUCAGAAAGCCAAUGCCAGACAUACUGCCUCUUGGAAGAUGCAGCCAUUCCUGUACUAAAAGAUUUGACACGUCUGGGUGUACUUGCUUCUGUAAAUUGGAGCUUUGACAGUGUUAAAUUUGAUCAUACAAGGUUUUUCUUAAAACAGCAAGAAAAAGUAGUAUGCGAUAAUUUUGAACAAGGUAAAAUAGAUGAGAAGGAGAUCAUGCUGUUCAGACAUGCUGCUCUGGUACACCUGCUGGUGACAGUUCGAGAUCUGCUCUUGUCAUGUGGCUUGGACACAGCAUUAGGUUAUUUGUCCAAGGCAAAGGAUAUCUAUAAAAACAUCUUAGAAUCCUGUUUGAAUAACAUCUGGAGGCAGUUGAAGAUUGUACAGUACAGCAGCCAGAAAAAGCAUGAAACAAAUCCCAAAAUAACAGCCCUUCAGUGUGAAAUGUUAAAUUGGAUGAAAAGUUACGGAGAGAAACACAGUGUUAAGUCUGGAGAGAUCCCAGCUAAUUGGAAGCUGGCAAAUGUUGUCCCAGUUUUCAAGAACGGAAAGAAGGAAGCCCCUGAGUUUCUUCUGCUUGUCUUCUUACAGAUACUAAUCAUUAUAAGAAUGGACUCGGAAAGAGAAAAAGCAACUCUUAUUCACAUGUUAUCUAGGGUAGAAGGUUUAAAAGCUGUGGAUUUGAAUUCUGAGAAAAAAGGAACCCUUUUAGCUUGUAAAGAUAUCAUAAGCAACCUUAAUAGAUAUUCCUGCAUUAUUGUACAUAAUCAGCAAAUUGGAGCUGACUUCCCUUGGACACACUUUUCAUUAGUAAUGGAAUAUGAUUAUUCUGAAGAUUCUUGCUGGAGAAGUCUGUGCAAAAAUCUGAAUGUUGCUUACAUGACUUUUAAAACUACCCUCCCUGAAGCAAUACAAAUGGGGAAUCACAGCGAUUCUUUUCUUCUGGAAGUACAGAUUCCGUAUGUAUUUCUGACAACUGAAGGCCUUCUUAAUAUGCCAGAUAUUCUUCAGCUUUUUGAAUCCAAGUACAGCAUUACUUUUGUUGAAAGAACCAGUAGUUACUCCUUAAGGCUCUUUGGAAGUGUAGAUCGAUAUGUGGUGUUGACAAUAGAUGAAUGUACUGCUAUCUUUUUGCAGAGUGUGGAAGAAUUAAAUUAUGAGAAUUCCUGUGACACUUUAAUAUCAAGGCUGAUAGCAUUAUCACUCCAAUACACAUGCUGUUGGAUUGUUUUCUAUUCCAGAGAAAGAUUGAGUUCAGAGUACAGUCUCAAGGGAGAUAUUCUACUUAACCUUGUCUUAUUUUAUGCCACUCUAAUUGAGCUUACACAGAAGUCAGAAGAGUUUGAAGUGAAGGUAGUUCUUAUGCCGGGGAUCGAAGAGACAGCACUGGUAAUUCGUCAGAUUGCUGACAACAUUUUGAUAACAUCUAAUGUCAGUCCUCAUGAGUGGCUGGACAAAUCCUGGCUUUCUGUCUUGCCAUCUGAGACAGAGAAAUGCCUGCUUACUUUUCCAUAUAUCAACCCUCUGGUUGCUCAGUUUAUGUUAAAGAAGGGAUCUUCAUUGAACAGGUUGUUUCUUGCAAGCUUUAAUCAACUGCAGGAACUUCUACCAGAGGUUCCAAAAAAAGUUUUAAAGCAUUUUAGUGACAUGAUGUCUUCAUACAACCUAAAUGCUGCUCCACUAGAAAAAACAGUGCAAGGUGAAUCACAGCCAGAAAAACAGAAUAACCUCAACACAAUCUGUCCUGAUUAUAAACAAAAUCAGACUUUAGAUCUGCUUGAUAAGGCCCUAAACAGCACAGGAGCAGCUCAUAUGGAUUCUGAAGCCUUAAUUCCUCCACUGAAACUCUGUAAGGGUUUUUUUAAGUCUGAUCUUCCAAGCUGUAUGCAAAAGAAUGCGUGUUCUUCAGAUGUAAUUACAAGGAGGAAGCAGAGUUUCUUUGCUGUAUCAAAGGGCUAUGAAGAUUUUGCCCAUCUAGAUGUUCCAAAUUCUGUUCGUGUUCAAAGACAGCCAUUCAGGAUACAUGAUGGCUCUGAUCCUUCUUCUAAAGACUCUGAAAAAGAGGAUUUCAUUGCAACUUUCAACAUCUGUGAACCUCAGGAGAGCUCUAGGAGUUUUCUAGAAGAAUUUAGAGAUACAUUCAAAAGCCCUGAAAUUCAGAUUGACCAGGCCCCAUGGAAUGACUCCUCCUCCACAGGCCUGUGUAAUUCAUUCACAUGUGAUGGUUUCCUCUCUGACUUCUUUGUUGACACGGAUGAGCUUCAAAAUCUGAAUUUUAACCAAACAGGUAGAGAAUCUAAAGGCAAGAGAAAAAAAAGGCCUCCAUUCUUACGGGCAAAAGAAAAAAAUAAAACAGAUUCAGGAUUUCCAGAAGUAGCAGAGUUCAAAAAAAAGAGAUUGACAUAUGAAAGAGUUCCUGGAAGAAGUGAUGGACAAACACGUCUUAAAUUCUUUUGA
This is a messenger RNA of Myiozetetes cayanensis, 4464 nucleotides long. It is a transcript of the gene SHOC1, whose product is annotated as shortage in chiasmata 1. NCBI's taxonomy places the organism in Eukaryota, Metazoa, Chordata, Aves, Passeriformes, Tyrannidae. Gene Ontology annotation, biological process: resolution of meiotic recombination intermediates. Gene Ontology annotation, molecular function: single-stranded DNA binding; ATP hydrolysis activity. Bases 1 to 4464 code for a protein of 1487 amino acids. The transcript has 29 exons. Gene Ontology annotation, cellular component: condensed nuclear chromosome. The record is from RefSeq and is a predicted model, not a curated record.